Messenger RNA from Cucurbita maxima (winter squash), 720 nucleotides. RefSeq names its product glutaredoxin-C3-like. Bases 113 to 493 code for a protein of 126 amino acids. The transcript has a single exon. The record is from RefSeq and is a predicted model, not a curated record. Lineage: Eukaryota; Viridiplantae; Streptophyta; Magnoliopsida; Cucurbitales; Cucurbitaceae.
CCCACGUCUCCUUAUCCCCCAACCGCCAUUACCAACAAACCAUACUCACAAAGCCAACCAAAUUCCCCCAAAAAGAUUACUCUUUUUCUUUUAAUCAUCAGUCACCGCGAAAAUGAUGCAUUACCAGGCAGAGCGCUCAUGGGAGUACUACAUGCCGGCGACGGCAGCGAGAGACCCAGUGGACCGGGUGGUCCGGCUGGCGGCGGGGAGCGCAGUGGUGAUAUUCAGCGUGAGCAGCUGCUGCAUGUGCCACGCCCUGAAGCGGCUGCUGUGCGGAAUGGGAGUGAGCUCAACGGUGUACGAGCUGGACCACGACCCCAGAGGAAAAGAAAUUGAAAGGGCUUUGAUGAGGCUCGUCGGAGCCGCCUCGCCGCCGGUGCCCGUCGUCUUUAUUGGCGGGAAGCUGGUGGGGUCCAUGGACAGAGUUAUGGCUUCUCAUAUCAAUGGCAGUUUGGUCCCUCUUCUCAAGGAAGCUGGGGCCUUGUGGCUUUAGAUCUAACUUUAUUCAACAGCAAUGCCCUUUUUUUUUCUUUUCAAUUUUUUGUUUUUUUGCUCUCUCUUUCUCCAUAUAUGUUUAAAGUUUACCCAAGAUUUUAGAGCUUUCUGCUGCCUAAUGCAUCUAAACUUUUGUUGACAGUCCUUCAUUAAAUUCUUCCUACCAAAUUUCAUUGAAUGUGAUGAGAGAUUUAAGUAUCCAAAUGUGAAAUGGAUAACUGUUUA